Messenger RNA from Exaiptasia diaphana, 2989 nucleotides. RefSeq lists its product as uncharacterized. The transcript has 2 exons. Bases 1550 to 2059 code for a protein of 169 amino acids. The record is from RefSeq and is a predicted model, not a curated record. NCBI's taxonomy places the organism in Eukaryota, Metazoa, Cnidaria, Anthozoa, Actiniaria, Aiptasiidae.
AAUAGAAGUUGAAAAUGUUGAGGUUUCUCUACAGGUUUCUUCUCGUUUCUUGAAUGCCGCCCGCACGCUACGGCACAUUUAUUAUCAAUAGGAUAGAUGUAUUGCUCUAUAUAUUCUUUCUUUCAUAACAUGGAAUAAUUGUAAUGAAUUCUAGCAGCAGACCAUUAUUUUAAAGAGAUUUUAUCCUUCGCUAUAGUCAGCUUGAUCUUGUUAUCAUGUCUCUAGGGCUUCCUAACACCGCGGUGGCAAUAUAGCGGUAGAGCAGGUGUGUUUAAAUCGUUCCGACAAACUCUUAUUAGUCGAACGAUCGUAAUAUAGGUCAUCCUACCUUCUUACGUACAUCGACCAAACCGAAGGCCAUUAGAAAGCAAAUAUCACACAUACAUCGACCAGUACAUUGGUCACAUACAUCGACCAGUACAUUGGUCACAUACAUCGACCAGUACAUUGGUCACAUACAUCGACCAGUACAUUGCUCACAUACAUCGACCAGUACAUUGCUCACAUACAUCGACCAGUACAUUUCUCAUAUUGAGAGGAAGAGCCCUUCGGAAACCGACCAGUACGAUUAGUACAAUUGUCGUAAUGUCAGACAUUGAUUUUCUUGGAGAGUCAAAUAGAAGUGAAAGUGUAAGAAAAAAUUAUGGGAACAACAACUUGAAGACGACAUAACUUUUGAGAAACGCUAUAUGAUCGGCCGUGAAAAAGUAAAAAGGAGAGAAAAACGAGAAAAGAAAAAAAGUUGGAAAAGGGAGAGAAAGAGAAAGGAAAAGAUAAUUAGAAAGUGAUAUAAGUAUGAUAUCUCUAUAUAACGGCAACCUUUUGUUGURCUGUCUUGAUUUACGUAAUACGGUCAGUAUUUUACGCAAUUAGUGCAUUAAAAUGUCAAGAUGGACGUUUAAAGCUGAAAAGAACCUAGUUCUCGUGUAUCUUAGUUUCUAUCGAGGAAAAUUUUGAAUGAAACGGAACUAAACCCAWCUUUAAAAUCGUGCAUUUGGUAAUCAUUACUGAUAAGCCUAUCUUAGUUACCAUGGAAAUCAAAACAAACGGUUGAUUUAUUGAGAGUGAUGAGAAUCUUUCUUACCACGUAAAACAGUCUUGAAUCUUUUUUUUUUCCUGACGUGACUUGACGGAGUUAUCGUGGCUUAGUGAGUAUUACUAACGUAUUUUACAUGUCGGCGAUCACCUAGGUUGUUUUUAUUUGAUUUCUAGUUUUUAAUUUCUCACCAUGCAGUUUGAAUUAACCAAUGCUUACCACAGUAGAUUACAUAUUAACAUAUCUAGAACUCAGCUUUUUGGCCGUUAUUGGCUUGUUUUGAUCAAGCAAACAAUUGCGUCGCCACAACGGGGCUUCAUUUGACCCUUAAAUUACACGCUCUUAUUUGAGUAUUUAUUAUUCUAAUUGUACAGCUUAGUCAACACUUGUUUACUGACGGAACUAUACCAGAGCAAACAAGUUAACAAGCRAGAAACACUGACAAUAACUUGCAUGAAAUGAACGGCGAAUUUACUGCGCGGUACAAGUAAAACGAAGAGAACAAUAAUCAUAAUGAACACGACAACAAUGCCUUCCAACCCACGACCAGCCAGGAAAAUAUCGUACAAAGAACAACAAUCUGUCGAUGAGAUCUUGCAAUUGGUUCAAGACCAAACAAGAAAGAUGUCGCUAUCAGGAGCUGACUAUCGAACACAAAAACGACUUGAGCGCUCGGCAUCACAGAUCGAAGACGACAGUGACUUUUUUGACGAUUCUAGUUAUGGCACGGCGAGCUCUGAAGUAUCGUACAGCCCUCCCUCGACACAAGAAACAAUGCUAUCGCACGUCUCUUGGGAAACAGKCUCUCGACAGCGAUCACUGUCAAAUGGGGAUUCAAUAAGCAAACGGAGUCUACCUCCACUAGAUCCUAUCAACAGUAAAACUACUCCAAGACCUCCAACUCGUCUCACGAUGCACGAAUCGGUCGAUAACGAAACAUCAGUUAACAAACGAGUUCGACCGAUGUCGGCACGCGGACAGAGAACGUUAACAAAUGGUAGGGCACGAGGGUUAACCACAUAAAACACAUAUAUAGCUUACUAAUGCUAUUUAUAAGAAAGAGCCAAUGAUCAGAUAUAUUCAUCAAAUAUUUACUGGAAUGGAGGGUAGGAAACCCAAGACCCAAGCAUUGACUUCAAACUCCCUGAUCGACAAAUCGUGAUUGACUUUGAAAUUUCCUUAAACACGAUMAUUCAUAUGAAGGGGAAAGUCGACAAGUGAACAAAUAUUUAUUCUAAGAAAACAAAGGGAAACAAAAACAGUAACAAAUGAACUUAAGUCAAAUGUAAAUGUAAAGUAAAAAAGCAAGGGAUAUUUCAAACUAAAAGAAUAAAGUAAAACUCAAUAUUUCAUGGUAUAUGACGUGUCAAUAGCAGGUGGAGCUUAACAGUGACAGCAAAUAAAACAUUAACAAUGCUAAGUGGAAGACAAACCAUACAUUAAUGGCUUAAAUCUGCUUUACAAGAGCCGACUGAUAAAAAUUGAAAAUGUCAAAAAGCUUCGCAAAAAUAUCGAUUCAGGAAAAUCGACGCCAACUUGAUAGUGGUUGUCAUAGCAAACUAGAUACCGCGUUUGACAGCUAUUACCGCUAGAAAACUGUACAUGUCGUUUGUAAAACAUACGAUAUUUUAUAAAUACCUUGGAAUAAAUGAAAGAAAAUAUUUACAGACAAUAUAUCUAUAUCAUUUUUGUCCUGCAAAAAUUCGAUAUAUUUCUUAAAAUAUACCAACGAGAGCCUACUAUAGUCUUCAUAUGUUUGAAAAGCUAAACAACACAGUAUGUCAUAGUAUGCCAUUUUUGGAUCACUUUCUUAAUUUAUCUAAAUAAACAACAGUUAUACCGUUCCAUGUGAUUGAUAAACGAGCACGAWAUGACGUCAUUGUGACGUCAGAGAACACUUAUAAUGCAAUGUUACGAUAUGAAGAGGUUCAUUAUUAAAUAAUUAUGUUACAA